Messenger RNA from Ceratitis capitata (Mediterranean fruit fly), 1832 nucleotides. It is a transcript of the gene Nmnat, whose product is annotated as nicotinamide/nicotinic acid mononucleotide adenylyltransferase 1. The transcript has 8 exons. Bases 252 to 1250 code for a protein of 332 amino acids. NCBI's taxonomy places the organism in Eukaryota, Metazoa, Arthropoda, Insecta, Diptera, Tephritidae. The record is from RefSeq and is a predicted model, not a curated record. Gene Ontology annotation, biological process: NAD+ biosynthetic process. Gene Ontology annotation, molecular function: nicotinamide-nucleotide adenylyltransferase activity; nicotinate-nucleotide adenylyltransferase activity.
CGCUCGCGUUUUUAAGUUACAUGCUUUGUUCAAUUUCGUAAAUAUUGAAGCAGCAAAUAUUCACAUAAAGAGAAAUAAAUGAUUUUUUAAUGUAAAAAUUGGGAACAAUUGUACUGAGUUAUCAAUAUAAAUCAAUAAAAAAGAUAAUAAAAUAAUACAGUGUGUUCCAAGGUCGAAUUGCCGUGUUUGCAAAAUUAGUUCUUCUUGUUUCCUUCUUUUUUUAGAUAACAAAUUAUAUAAAUAAUACCAUAAUGUCGACACUCAUUGAACACGAUCAAAUGAAUAAUCAACGGCUCUUGCCUCGGAUAGCAUUAAUUGCGUGUGGCUCCUUCAGUCCGCCAACACCUAUGCAUUUCCGUAUGUUCGAGAUUGCGAAAGAUUUCUUUAAAACUCAAGGAACUCAUCAUGUUGUCGGCGGAAUUGUUUCUCCUACUCACGACUCUUAUCAGAAGAAAGGACUUGUUGCUGGUACACAUCGAUUUGCAAUGUUAAAAUUAGCAUUACAAUCCUCUACAUGGAUAAAGACUUCCGAUUGGGAAAUACAGCAAGCGGAGUGGACACGCACACUGUCUGUUUUACAAUAUCACCAGAACUAUAUGAAUAAUUAUAUAAAUUCUCCACUUGAGGGUGAUAUGAAUGGUACUUUGCCGGGUUGGAUGCCGCCUGGUUUACGUGAGCGGCAGGAUGGUGUACAGCUAAAAUUGCUAUGUGGCGCCGACUUGUUGGAAUCAUUUGCAGUGCCAGGGUUAUGGGCUGAUAAGGAUAUUGAAGAUAUAGUUGGCAAUCACGGUCUGGUCGUAAUAUCACGUUAUGGCGCUAAUCCCGAAAAAUUCAUUUUUGAGUCAGAUUUAUUAACCAAAUAUCAGAAAAAUAUUACCCUAAUCACUAAUUGGGUGCCGAAUGAAGUUAGCUCAACGAUGAUACGUCGGCUUAUAUCACGUGGACAGUCGGUGAAAUAUUUGCUUGAUGAUAGGGUAAUCGAUUAUAUACAAAUGCAAGGAUUAUUCAACUGUAAAACUUUCACUUUAGAUAAUCGUAAGCCGACAAGUAUGAAUGUCUUCUGUUGCGGUGAAAAUGAGAGUAUUACUUCGGCAAAGAAACUACUACCCAGUCGCAACGGGCCAGGGCAAGUUAUACAAGUGGUAACCAGUGAGAAGGGUACGAAAGUUACAACCGAGCUACAACGUAUUGGCAGUGCCAGUGAUGAGUCUGACGCCAAAAAGAAAAAGACAGAUGCUGUGAACGUCUAAUUUCAUUUGCUUAGCGCUGCUUCAAGUAAAUUUAAAAACACAUCAACUAACGGUGAUGCUAACAAAAAAGGCUGUCAAAAAGAAGAGAAUAUGGAUUAUGAGUGCUUGCGGAAUAUGAAUAUGAAAUAUACAUAUAUAGUCAAAUAAGUUACACUUGCCCAUGCUUAUCUGAAUGAAUCUGCUAUUUUGUGUACGUGUUUCUCUUUUUUCUUUUGCAUAUAAUAACUACUGUAAAUGUGGUUUGGUUUAGCUAUUAUACAUAGAUAUAUUUUAAUAUUAUUAAAGUGACAGUAAUGUGUGAUGGUCAUCUAUAUGUAAAAUAGUAUGCCCUUGUUUAUUGUAUAUCUGUAUUAAAUAAUAAAUGGCUAUUUAUUCCUUUUGUUUAAAAGCAAACUGAAAUAUGCUUAAGUCUAAAAUACUAUAAAUGUAUAAAUGUAUACACCAAACAAUAUAACGAAUUUAUAUUUAGCUAAAUAAACUUCUGCGAAAUAUGAAUAUCUGUUGAAACAUAGAAAUAUACACAUGAAAAAUUUGUAAAAAUAUUUUACUAAGCGCAUGCACGUCGGCAGCAAACACAAAAAU